Messenger RNA from Candidozyma auris, 3513 nucleotides. It is a transcript of the gene BUD2, whose product is annotated as GTPase-activating protein BUD2. Lineage: Eukaryota; Fungi; Ascomycota; Pichiomycetes; Serinales; Metschnikowiaceae. The transcript has a single exon. The record is from RefSeq and is a predicted model, not a curated record. Gene Ontology annotation, biological process: regulation of GTPase activity. The coding region runs from base 1 to 3513 and encodes 1170 amino acids.
AUGUCGAAUUUGCCGUUCUACAAGGCGCUCGCACGUGACCACGCCACGUUGGCCCUGCAAAACGUUUCCUACUCCAAAGACCUGCUAACAUGGUACUCGCCCAACCGCGUUGAAAUCACGAAAAAUGGCCAAAUCGUUGCCCACGAUGAUAACGAGCCGCCCAGCUUGCUUGCGCCGUCGUUGCAGGCGUGUCACGUGUCGAUUCAUCUGGGGAUGAACCAGACCAACGGUUUAAACAGUCGAAGACGGUUUCUGAAGCGAAACGAGCCUGAGACUCCUCCAGCGGAAGAGCCACCCGUGAUUUUUGUGAGACUGUACGACAACGAGAAGCUCUACUUGAAAAUCGCCCUGAAAACGACGUUUGGCACGUUUCUUCUGGCGUUGAUGGCCUGGCAGAAUAUGAGACCCGCUGGGUUGGCGAAAAAAUGGUAUGCCGAAACGUCUUCGUCGACGGUUUCGUCCUCGGAUCCCCAUGAGGUUUUGGUGGGCCGUUUCCGUAUAUAUGGGCCGAUUCCUGCAAAAGUGAAGAAUUUGAAGCUUGUCAAGUUGCCCAAACCUCCUCCAUACCAGCUGCCUUUUGAGGAAAACCACUCAGAGCCAAACUCGCCCAACGAAUCGAUCCACGAAGGCUGGUUUUAUACCAUGGGGGUGCUCAAGUCCAACGGAACGCUCCAUUUCAUAUCUGAGCUCGACGGCACGUUGCUAUACUCCUUGGACGUCAAGAGUGUGCUCCAGUCAGAGAUUCGGGAGCUCCAUCACUCGAUCUGCGACUCUUCCAACAUCCUUUUCAUCGGCUACAUCAAGGAAUUGCGCUGGAACAAUGUGAUCAAGUCCACCACGGCCCUCACCCUUGAUUCCUUGCAGCUGCAGCUGCCAAACUUUUUAUACAAAGAUGGGAAACCCGUGGCAAGCAACAACAGAGUGCUUAUUGACUUCCCCUUGCACAUUGACCUCGAAGACUGGUUUGUCGGACUCAAUUACUACUGCAAGAGGGAGUACAUUGGCGUCUACGACAGAAACCUGACCCUAAAGCCUCCUCCAACCAAGCACAUUGUGGAUAUCGACUCUACAAUAGAUAAUGACACCACUUUGGACGGCACCGAAGCCGAGCCUGAAGUUACCGAGGAAAGAGUCAUUAAAUUGAACGACUAUCAACGCCAGAAUCUCCGAGUUUCUAAGAAACUCAACGUGGACAUCAUUGAAGCCAAAUUCGAUAAUGCACCCGCAUCUUUAGCGAAGGAUGUUCACAAGAUUUACGCUGAGGUGGUAAUGUGGGGCUUUCCCUGGGCAAGAACCGCUUUCGUUCAGCACACAUCCAACCCCUUCUGGAAGGAGAAUUUCUGGACUUCCCUACCCAUUCUGACCCAGAUGGUGCACAUUGUCAUCAAGAAGUGCUCUUCGCUGAAGAAUGUGUAUUCACCAAUCGACAAAGUGAUCGGAACAGUCUACCUCACUCCAGACGUGCUAUCGCAACAACGACACACUUUUUCGACGAUGAUGAGCGUUAAUCCUACGGGAAAUGCCAUUAAUGUGCCUGGCCACAACCCCCAUGACUCCCUCGGUGUAGCGGCAGCGACGGUUGCCAACCAUAAUAAUACUGUGCGUCUUUCUAUUUACGACGCCACAAACUUACCAAUCGGCAAGCUUUUAUUGACGGUGGACCUCAAAGAAUACCUAAUACCCACUCCAUCGUAUUUCAAGCCGUUGGAACGGAUGCUUGCAAACUGCCCAAUGAAAGACCUUAUUGACUUCUGCAAUUCUACCGUUUCAACAUCGGAAUUCGAGAAUGUCAGUUAUAUCCUUUUGGACAUUUUCCAAAGCUUGGGUAUCGAAGACCGAUGGUUCAAAACACUUGUUGAAUGCGAGUUGGUAGACGUGGAUAAGAUGACUAGAAAAAACUAUGUUAGCAAAGCUAACGGAUCUUCCGCCUCUAGCAACAACGUCUUCAACACCUUGUUUCGGGGCUCUUCGAUCUUCACCAAAUCUUUGGAGAAAUACAUUUUCAGAAUCGGUCAAGAGUACUUGGAGAAGGUUUUCGGAGACUUAUUCGAGAAGAUCACCGUUGAGCUGCUAAAUUGUGAAAUUGACCCACGCUAUGUGCGUCAGCAGCAAGCUGCUGAGAGGAAGAAAGCAGCGGGCCAGAAUGCUACAGAUUCUGACGAGGAUAGCGAUGAAGAUGUGGACUCUGACACAGAGCAGGAAAGAGAGCAGGAGGUCAAGCGGAUCGUCGAAGAGAAUUAUCAAGCGCUCUAUUCUUACGCUGAACAACUUUGGUACAGAAUUUACACAACUUCCAACGAUUUACCCGAACAAAUCAAAUUGCAGCUCAAGAACUUCCGAAACAAGGUGGACUUUGCCUGCGAUCCAGAGGACAAGACCACAUCGCUUAACUGCUUGAGUGCGUUCAUCUUCCUUCGAUUUUUCUGUCCUGCAAUUCUUAACCCCAAAUUGUUCUACUUGACGAAGAAUCAUCAGACAGGCAACGCUCAGCGCACCUUGACUCUUAUAGCCAAAGUCUUGUUGAAUCUUGCGAAUAGACAAGAAUUCAGCCCUCACAAGGAGCCUCAUUUGGUGCGUAUGAAUGAGUUUCUAGAAAAACACACACCAGAGAUGUAUGACUACUUCGACAAGAUCACCGGCCGCAAAAACGACUUCAACGAGAAGAUCCUAGACUUGAGUCACGAAGUCAACAGGUUUGACUUGGGGCUUGGAGUGGACGCGUCCUCCAGCGAGCUCCCUACGACUCCAUACUUGAUCGACAAGUACUUGCGUCUUACAGAACUUAUCCACCUUCUCAAGUUGAGCGGGAACAGCACGUCACAGAAGCUUGCCUCGGCAUCUUCGAGCUCGAUCACCACGGUGAAAUCGAGCCUGACAUUCGCCAGAAGCACCACCAAUACGCCGUCUCACAAUCCACAGCAGAGACUGCCGUUCAAGGAUAAUCUCGUGGAGGCCAAUGACGAGAUCAUGGUGGACGACGAGAAGAACACCUACCAAAUUGGUUCGCUUGAAUUUGAAAAAUCGGAGUUUUUGGAUUUGGUCGGCGACAACGAGACUGAAGGGUUCAUCAAAUCCUUGUGUCGCAGCAACGAGGAGAUUUUCUCGUUCAUCACGUCCAACAUCACGCUCAAGGAUCUACAGAAACAGAGCACCGAUCUCAUCAACCGCAUCGACGAGAUCUCCAACCGACUUGAUGCGCCCGAGAUGUGUGAGAAUCUUCAGCACGACAAGAAGCUUUGGGAGGCGUUUGCUGAAAAAGUCGUGAAUACGGCAGUUGUAGAUGUGGCAAAGAGCAGUAUAGUGUUUAUGGACGAGCAUUUCCAGGCAAACAUGGUGCCAGGGCAAAAGAGACUAAGAGACAACGGAAUCACCGCAUUGAAGCUCAAGUUCCCAGUGGAGCUGGACAAGACGCUGAUGAGCGAGAGUUUCAGCACCAACUCGUUGGGCAGCUUGUUGAGGACGCCGUCCAAAAACCCUUUCAAGCGGUGGUUGAAGAAAGACCAAGUGAGGUAG